AUGCCUCCUGCAGCUGUCAAGGCUAGUUCUACCCAGAAGCCUGCGUCUCCAGCGUUGAAUGCGGGGGCAAGACCUUACAGGUCACACAAGGUGCGCGCCUGUGAUUUGUGCCGGAAACGCAAGUCCCGAUGUACUGUCGAUAUCCCUGGUCAAUCGUGUCUUUUGUGUCGAGUUCAGGGGGCCGAUUGCCAUUACCAGGAGGAAAAUCCGCCUGAGCUGCCCAUUCCUCACGGCCCGGAGUCGAAAGGAUGGCACUCCGAGGGAAGCUUCCACGCAGGUCAGAAACGCAAGCGUACUUCGGAAGCUGGUUCUCCAUCACAUUCUUCCCGUCACCGCGACGAUACGUCCGAUCUUCAUCGCUCCGAUUCAACAGGAGACAGCCGCGGAAGUGAGCCCAGACGCCAUGGAGUUGAGGACCCUCAUAAUGAAUCCGUGUUUAUUGUCGGACCUGUCGUUGCCGAUGACGCCCAGGUGAUUGAGAAGUUCAUGCCCCCGGAGCAGCCCAAUAAGUCGGUGGUACCAAGAAGCCAUCCGUAUAAUGUCUACUCAAGCGACCCAAGGAAGCCCAUCCUUUACACCACAGUAUCCCGGCGAAGACAGGGUAUGCGUGUGGGAAUCCCACCAGGAGAAAACCAGAAGGAAAUCCUGGAGCAAAUACUUGGACCCUUCAAGGACGAUCUCGUCAGGCUGUACGCUGUCCCGUGCAAUCCAGCUCGCAAGAUGCUAAUUAUCUCGAGGAUUUCCAGGUUCAUAGAUCGAUUCAAUGCAGCAUUCCCGAUAUUCGACGGGGAGAGCUUUUGGGAGGCUUAUAUUUCGGACUCGCCUACCGAACCACCAGCAUCCCUUUUGUGCCAGGUCUACUCCAUGUCUUUGGUCUACUGGAAACACACUCCGAAACUCGCCUGCCAUCCCAAGCCAGAUGUCAGAUAUGCCGUCAACCUUACAGUAGCCGCUCUUCACGAAGAGUUUUCCGCUCCCGGGCUCUCUACAAUCAGUGCAGCUCUCAUUGACUUGACCGGACGACCGAUAUUUUCCAUGACCGGUAAUGCCAUUAGCUGUGGCCGAAUGGUCUCCUUGGCCCACUGUCUUGGUUUGAAUCGGGACCCAAGCCACUGGAAACUAUCCCGCCUGGAGAAAAACCACCGUAUCCGACUAUGGUGGGCCGUUGUGAUACACGAUCGUUGGGGGAGUUUCGGACAUGGAGUUCCUCCUCAGAUUUCCAAAAAUCAAUACGACGUCCCUCUUCCCACAGUGGAAGUCCUAAUAUCACAAGCCUCCCGCACUCCCGAGCGAGUCAGAGCCGCUCAUUGUCAUAUCGCGCUCUGCCGGUUGACUGAAAUUCUGGGGGAGCUGUUGCCUCUCGUCUACGGCCUACAACAACGAUUUCCUCGCGAAACCACCAAGAAGGCGAGACAAAUCCGGACAGACCUAGAUAUUUGGGAGGAUUCCCUCCCCGACUGGUUAAGAACACCUACGGACAGCUCGGAAGAUCGCAUAUCAGGCAUCAGCAGUCUCCACCUCGCGUUCCUAGCUGUGAAACUACUGGUCGGAAGAGUCGAACUGAAUGACGUCAACAAUGCAGAAACAGACAACCCCGAAGCUCGUCGAUACUUCCAAACGGAAUGCCGGAAAUCCGCUGAGGAAAUCGUACAAUUCAUCUCAUCCCUACGAAAGGAGAACUUCAAAGAGUUUUGGUUACCCUAUAGCGCAUUCCAUCUCACCUCAACCGCAACCCUCCUCGUCCGCUGCGCGUUCGAAACCUCUGACAACGAAGUCGCCCGCUCCUGUCUCGCCAACGUCGAAAACUUCCGCUCAAUCCUCCGUCGCGUCCGAGAGGAAUACGACUGGGACGUCGCCGACAUGUGCCUCGACCACUGCGAACGGCUUCUCAACCGACUCACCGGCAGCGCCACCAACCUGGAUACCCCAACUCUCGAUGGAGUAAUCGGACAACCAGAUACCCGACUGGUCAACCCAGCGGCUAUCUCCCUCCCCGAAACCCAGACGAACAACGAUAUCGUCGAUGAUAUGAUGUCCAUCUCGGGAACUUUCGGAACGAUGGAUGGUUUCCCAUUCGAUAUGACAGGUAUCUGGGACGUUUCGGUGUUCCAGGAUGUGAAUCUGAGCUAG
This is a messenger RNA of Aspergillus ochraceoroseus IBT 24754, 2130 nucleotides long. Its product is annotated as putative C6 transcription factor. Bases 1 to 2130 code for a protein of 709 amino acids. The transcript is spliced from 5 exons. Gene Ontology annotation, molecular function: DNA binding; DNA-binding transcription factor activity, RNA polymerase II-specific; zinc ion binding. The record is from RefSeq and is a predicted model, not a curated record. Gene Ontology annotation, cellular component: nucleus. NCBI's taxonomy places the organism in Eukaryota, Fungi, Ascomycota, Eurotiomycetes, Eurotiales, Aspergillaceae. Gene Ontology annotation, biological process: DNA-templated transcription.